UACUCAUCACUCCUCGUCGUCGUUGAACACCCAAUCACAGUGGUGCGAUUGAAAUCGUCCAGUACCAAAUUAGGUCAGUCAAAUUUUCAAUCACCAGUCACGAGCUGCGAGCGCCUCUAAAUCUCCUGUUCACUGAUAAUUAGUGACGCUUCGGUUCCAAUGGAGGCUCUGCCUUCAAAUUACGUCACUCUGCUCCAGCUGAAGGAGCGAUACCUGAAAGAGAAGGAGGAGCAAGAGCAGAGGAAGAGGGAGGAGGAGGAGCGAGAACGAGAACGAGCGGAGAAGGAGAAGGAGAAGGAAGAGGAGCUCCCGCUGCAGCAGCUCAAAGAAGAGGAGGCGAAAUUGCCUUCAAAUUACGUCACUCUGCUCCAGCUGAAGGAGCGAUACCUGAAGGAGAAGGAAGAGCGAGAGCAGAAGGAGGAGCAGGAGCGAGUGCAGAAGGAGGAGCAGGAGAAGGAAGAGGAGCUACGGCUGCAGAAGUUCAAAGAAGAAGAGGCGAAAUUGCGGAAGCCGGCUGGCGUCGUUGUGGCGAAGAGUAGGGGGAGGAUUAGUCGGCCGGUGGUUGACCGGAAAGAGUAUCGGCUGGUGGUUGAACUGAAAGAGGUUGGGGCGGUGGCUGACCGGAGUGUUUCGGAGUGCGAGGGCGGGGAGGGAGAGGGGAAGAGCGAGGUGGUGGAGGAGGAGAAGAGAUGGAAGAAGAAGGAGAAGAAGAAGAAGAAGAAGGAGAAGGAGAAGGAGAAGGAAGGUGAAGAGAGUAGCGAGAAGGCAAGUAAUGGUUUGAGACGAAAUGGAGGAGGGAAGAGGAGAGGUGGCGGUGAAUUUAGGGUUAAGAGCAAAAAUAGCAGCACUGUGGGUGCGAACGAUGAGAUUGAGCCGAAAGUUAGGGAUUUAGAGAGGAAUGGUGAGAUGGAGAGAAGGAAUGAUAGGCAGAGGAGGCCGUAUAGGAGGAAUGUGGGAGACAAGGAAGAGAUUGAGCCCAGAGGCAGGGAGUUUGAGACGCAUGGUGAGACUGAAAGAGGGAGUGAUAGGCGGAGUAGGCCAAAUCACAGGAGUGGGGGUUCUAGAGAGGAGAUUGAGCCAAAAGUAAGGGACAAAAGAGUGAGGAAUGGUGAGACUGAAGGAGGGAGUGAUAGGCUGAUGGGGCACAAGAGUGAGGAGAGUGAGCCAAAAGUUAAGGAUGCGUCGGAGAAUGGUGAGACUGAAAGAGGUGAUAGACUGAGGACGGCUAAUAGCAAAGAGGAGAGUGAACCAAAAGCUACGGAAUUGCCAAUGACUGGUGAGAGUGAAGGAGGGAAAGGUAGAUUGUGCAGGCCGAAGGGCAAUAAUGUGGAUGGGAAGGAUGAGAGUGGGAAGAAAGUUAUGGACUCAUCGGUGAAGGCAGAUAGUAAAAGAGGACAUAAAAUGUUGAGGAGGCCAAGUAGGUUUGAUUACCGUGGUAAUGGAAAAGGUUGGGGUUACAAGAAUGAGAAACCGAGACAGUCAGCUGGCCUGGCUUGGGUUAAGAAGGGAGAGGUUUCUGAUGGCAAUGUUGCUGGAGUUCACAGCUUGGAGCAUUCUAUUUCUGGUUCAACUAGAGAGUCUCUGAAUGCAUAAUCGGCUGGCUCAAGGAGAGUGAUUCAAUAGAGGGAAGUGAAACGAUUGCCGACUGAUAUUGUUGUGGUAAUGCAGUGUUUAUAGUUGAGUACUUGUAAAUCCAGCGAAAAGAAUUUCUGCUUUAUGCUGGAUGUAAUCACUAUUCCGGUACUUCUCAAAAAACAAAAAAAUCUCUAUUCAGGUACUUUUACUUGAUGUAGUGAAGAUGGACAUGUACAAACGAUGUUGAUGCUCUAAUAUAGGCAACUCAAUUCACAUGGAGUGAUAU
Messenger RNA from Argentina anserina (silverweed cinquefoil), 1861 nucleotides. RefSeq lists its product as uncharacterized. Lineage: Eukaryota; Viridiplantae; Streptophyta; Magnoliopsida; Rosales; Rosaceae. Bases 160 to 1593 code for a protein of 477 amino acids. The transcript has 2 exons. The record is from RefSeq and is a predicted model, not a curated record.